CACUCUGGUUGGUGAGGUCCAUUAAUAGACGGUUCCGUGAUGUGAUUCUUCUCGAAGGCCAUUUAGAAGACCGCGUGGUUUCGGUUGUUGCGACUCAAACCAUGGCAUUGGUAUCGACUGAUUCUACCGGCAGUCGCCGACCUGUCAGUGUCACUUCGCCGGAUGAACAUUCCCGAUCAACGGCGAAGUCUGUGAUGUCCGAUCACUCUUCGUCCACACAGGUGUCUUCGUCCACGCCAAAUUAGCGCUUUGCUGCAAGGGAAUGCUUGGAAAUUUCAAUGGAUACAGGGAGGAUAACAAGAACACCCAAAAUCAUUGAUAAUUGUCUGACUUGCUACUUCACACAUACUGAAUACUCGGCAAAGAUGGUGGUCAAAUGCCUGAUUUCCGAUCUAGGGCCUAGGCCAAGCAGAUUACUUCAGCGAGGGUGUCCAUCGAUCACCUUGAGAUUAGACGUAACGACCAACUUUGGAGUGCGAGUUUUCGCGUGUUGCACCGAUGCCAAUGUUCACGGUGGAUCGAAGAAGACAUCGUGCUCCACUCUCCAACGCGGGAAUCAGCGCCCCAGCUGGGUGAAUUCGUCAUCCGUGGAGUCCUUGGAGCGUUGCAGGGGGAGUUGUUGCCAGGCCCUAAGAACCCUGUUUGGGUCGAAGCACGGGCACAGGCGGUGACAGCUUCGGCUUGCUACAACUCUUGGUGGUGAGACUUGGCAACGCGUCGUCAGGCGAGAAUCCACUGCUCUGGGUUUGCUCGAGGUCACGCACCUCGACUCGCGCACUGUGCCUUCAGACUUCCCGCGGCGCACAAUAAGAUGAAUUAUUCGGGGACUGCAGAAGGCUGCGGAACGGACUUCUCACCGGCGAAGUGGUUGCUAACAGAUUUUCUUUCUAGAUUUGGGGUUGCCUGGGAAGUAGAGAAACCAUCAGCCAAGUCGGCCGAUGUUUGCCAAUGAGGAAUCAACGAUCUCCGAUCAUGAUGGAUUCUGGGGUGCGUUGGGUGUAUAUAAAGUGCGACGACACGGGAAUGAUAGCAUUGUGGUCUGGUCUUUUGCCCUUUCAUUACAUCCUUUUCCUUCAGCCUGUGGUUGUCGGACUUUCUUCAUCUUCAUCGUCGCUUGUGCCGCGUUCUGUAACUGCCUUCACCGACUUUCCUGUGCAGCGCACACAUUCGCAUCCUUUCAUCGACACUUUACCCAACACUCUCCUUCGUUCGCGUUCGCCAUGCGUUUCUCUGUCGCAGCGCUUCCUCUUAUUGCUUCCCUUGCGGGAUCCGUCAUCGCGGCGCCUGUGAGCCUACACUUUGGCCGGGCUCUGACUAGCUCGACAACAUUCGACCAGGCUGCUAAGGAUAGUUCUACCGCCGCCGUCGGAACCCUUACCGGGGCCACCGUCGGCAGCAACAGCACUGCUGCUGCUACGGACAACUCCACUGCUGCUGCUGCUGCGGACAACUCCACUGCCGCUGCUGCCUCUGCCGCCAACUCGACUGUGUCUGCCUCCAACGCCACGACAUCCGCUGUCGACAACUCGGCCUCCAACUCGACUGCUGCUGCGGCUACAGACUCCGCUGCGGCUGCUGCAGCGACCGACUCUUCUGCGGCCGCCGCUGCUUCCGGCAACAGCACGCAAGCUUCUGCUGCUUCCGGCAAAGCCACAGCCAAAGGCAAGGGAGCCAAGGCUAAAGGCGCCAAGAAGGGCAAGGGCACCAAGAAGACCAAGGGUGGCAAGAAGGGCAAGAUGGCUAGCAAGAAGAAGGGUAGCAAGGCUGCCAACAAGAACAAGGGCGCCAACAACAACAACAAUGGCGGCGCCGCGGCCGCUGCUGCUUCCAACAACACCGCCGCUGCCGCUGCUGCCACGGACUCUGCGGCCGCCGCUGCGUCGAACGCCACCGCCGCCGCUGCCUCCAGCGCCACGGCUGCCGCCUCCAACGCCACUGCUGCUGCCACCGACUCCGCUGCCGCUGCCGCUGCAACGGAUUCCUCUGCUGCCGCUGCCACUGACUCGUCCGCAGCAGCUGCCACCGACUCUGCGGCGGCGGCCGCGACCGACUCAGCUGCUGCCGCCGCUGCCACCGACUCUGCUGCCGCUGCCGCUGCAACGGAUUCCUCUGCUGCCGCUGCCACUGACUCGUCCGCAGCAGCUGCCACCGACUCUGCGGCGGCGGCCGCGACCGACUCAGCUGCUGCCGCCGCUGCCACCGACUCUGCUGCCGCCGCUGCCACUGACUCCUCUGCGGCCGCUGCUACGGACUCUUCCGCGGCUGCUGCUACGGACUCUGCUGCAGCUGCCGCCGCCACCGAUUCAUCCGCUGCCGCCGCCACUGACGCUUCCGCUGCUGCUGCCACCGACUCCGCUGCUGCCGCUGCCUCUACCGACGCGGCUGAUGCUUCCGCUGCCGAUGCUGCCACUGCCGCAGCUUUGUCCGGUGCCUCGAGCGCGAGCGACCCUGCCGAUGCCUCUGCUUCCCGCCGCAUGCUCCGUUUCCGCCGCACUAACGCUGGUGCCGACGUUGAGGGCAACUUCGACGGCGAUGUCCAGCAGCGUGCCAACUCCGGUGCCGACGUCGAGGGCAACUUCGACGGUGAUGUCCAGCAGCGCUCCUCCAGCCGUUUCAUCGCGCGCAACCGUCUCCAACUUUGAGUGUUUUCCUCGUAGAAAGGGCGAGAUCCUGGAUUGGCUUUCACAUGGACCAUUUGCUAGCCACUUCGACGCCUGUAUUAUGACAGUUGGCUUGUAAUCACUGGACAAAUUCAGACCCAAUUAUCAAACGUCUGAAGCUGCC
Molecule: messenger RNA, 2784 nt
Organism: Mycena citricolor
Lineage: Eukaryota; Fungi; Basidiomycota; Agaricomycetes; Agaricales; Mycenaceae
Source: the annotation of a GenBank genome assembly